AUGUCAAAACAAAGGUAUGGUGCUAUCUUUUACAUAUGGCUUUCUAUAUUUCAAAAUCCUCAAUUCUAUUUUGUUAUUGUUCUCAUCAACCUGCAUAGGUUGGAGGGUAAGGUUGCUAUUGUGACAGGAGGAGCAAGCGGAAUAGGAGAAGAUGCAGUCAAGACCUUUGUCGAAAACGGAGCAUUCGUUGUUAUAGCAGACAUCAACGACGAAUUGGGUCACCAACUCGCAGCUUCGAUCGGCUUAGACAAAGUGAGUUACCACCACUGUGAUGUAAGAGAUGAAAAACAAGUUGAACAAACUGUAUCUUUCACCUUGGAGAAAUAUGGAACCCUGGACAUCAUGUUCAGCAACGCUGGGAUUGUAGGUCCUAUGUCUAGCAUACUAGAAUUCGAUUUGAAUGAAUUUGACAACACCAUGGCUGUGAAUAUUCGAGGCGUGGCCGCAACUAUCAAGCACGCUGCACGUGUCAUGGUGGAUCGAAAAAUCCGAGGAUCGAUUAUCUGUACUGCUAGUGUGGCUGCCACUAUUGCCGGUGGCGGUGGCCAUGAUUAUGUUACCUCCAAACAUGGUCUUAUAGGACUUGUACGUUCGACAUGCAGUGAGCUUGGAGCUUAUGGGAUCAGAGUUAAUUCUAUUUCACCUUAUUUAGUUGCAACACCUCUUGUAUGUAGGACACUUGGUAAGGAACAAGGUGAACUUGAAGCUAAUGGAAAUAGUAUUGCUAAUUUGAAAGGAGUUGCAUUGAAGGGUAAACAUAUUGCAGAAGCUGCUUUGUUUCUUGCUUCGGAUGAAUCUGCUUAUAUCAGUGGACACAACUUGGUUGUUGAUGGAGGAUACUCUGUCAUCAAAACAUCUUUUCCUAGUAUUAUCAAAAACUAG
Molecule: messenger RNA, 882 nt
Organism: Lathyrus sativus (Indian pea)
Lineage: Eukaryota; Viridiplantae; Streptophyta; Magnoliopsida; Fabales; Fabaceae
Source: the annotation of a GenBank genome assembly